AACAGAAAACAGUAGUAGUAGUAAUGGGUGCGUCCAAAAAGGGCGCUAUAAGGGCAGUGCAGUGAAUCUCUCAAGAGCAGAGUGCUCUGUGUGCGUGUGAGAGAGAGACAGACAGACAGAGCCCUUGAAGAUCAAAGGGCAUCAUUUCUCUUUUCCUGGAUUUCUACUAGAGGAAGAGACAUGGGAAGAGGAAAGUUCAAGGGCAAGCCCACCGGCCAUCGCCACUUCUCCACCCCUGAAGAACUCAUUGCAGGUACCUCAACUCGUCCGCGUACUUUUAAACAGGAACAGGAAGAAGUUGGAAAGGAGGUAGAAGAUGAGUCUGAAGAGGAAGUUGAAGAAGAAUCUGAGAAGCGCAAAGGUGCCCAGGGACUUAUUGAGAUUGAGAACCCUAAUUUAGUAAAACCAAAGAAUUUGAAGGCUAGAGAUGUUGAUAUUGGAAAAACAACUGAACUCUCAAGGCGUGAAAGAGAGGAGAUUGAAAAACAAAAAGCUCAUGAACGAUAUAUGAGGCUGCAGGAACAAGGAAAAACUGAACAAUCAAAGAAAGAUUUAGAGCGCUUGGCCCUAAUAAGACAACAGAGAGCAGAAGCUGCCAAGAAAAGAGAAGAAGAGAAGGCUGCCAAAGAACAGAAAAAAUCUGAAGCUCGCAAGUAAGCAGGUUGCUCAUUGCGUAGUUAUUGGUUUAUUUUUCCUCAUACAUUGAACCCUUAUAUUUGUAAACUAUAACUUUUAUUCCCCAGCCACCCUUUCCAUUUAAAAAAAAAAGUAAGAAAAUGAAAAAAAAACAGAAAAAAGAAAAAGUAUGCAGGAACACUUGGAAUUGCAUUGCUUCAGUUUUGUUCUGGAAGCAUGCCAAGUCAGAAAACAGCUAUUGGUGUUCUGUUAUUAAGGAAAGCUGGUAUGAAUGAAUUUUAUGUUGGUCUUCAAUACAAGAAA
This is a messenger RNA of Manihot esculenta (cassava), 939 nucleotides long. Its product is annotated as 28 kDa heat- and acid-stable phosphoprotein. Lineage: Eukaryota; Viridiplantae; Streptophyta; Magnoliopsida; Malpighiales; Euphorbiaceae. Gene Ontology annotation, molecular function: RNA binding. The transcript is spliced from 8 exons. Gene Ontology annotation, cellular component: cytosol. Bases 181 to 657 code for a protein of 158 amino acids. The record is from RefSeq and is a predicted model, not a curated record.